AUGUCGAAGAAGUCGACGACGCUGGCCAAGAUCCGGGCUCUUCUCGAAGACGAGGAGAACGACGACUCCGCGCACCUCACAGAAGAACAAACCCGGGACGUGAUGAUUGGGUUCUACCAACGGUUCAGGGGCGUUGUCUCGGUAAAUGAAGGCACAAUUGGUUUGGAGAUCUUGGACGACGUGGCCGAAGCUGUUAUCGACGGAGAUGGAGAUCCCACACGCAGUUUGUCGGGUUCCAUUCACAUCCUGCCGUUGCCAUCUAUCCAGUGUGAGGCCCGUGGGCCGCCGCCACAUCCCCUGAAUAUCCCAUACCGGUCGCAGCAACUCCUAAGCAGUCGUCGGAAGCUCAAGAUGCAAGCUCACAUUGCUCGGAUCAAGUUCCUCAGCAUGUGUAUCAAAACGUGGGGCUAUUUCGGCUUCCUGAGCCAGUUUGAGGCCUGUACUAGCAAUCGCCGACUUAUGUGGAUGGGAGGACAGCCAGGGCGGAAUACAGGAGACGCCAAAUCGUAUUACGGCCCGGCUAUCGAGAACCUUCGCGAGCUGCUGCGUCGUUAUCCCGACGCUUACAUGGGGAAAAUGAGGAGCGCUCUCCAACCGUUUCGUCUGGACGAAGGAGGGUUCACCAAUCUGACUUCGCUUCUAGUGAAUCUCGGAGCUCUAGACCCGAACAACCCCAAGAAGGAACACCGAUUGAGCGAUCGAGCUCUAGCUCGCGUCCUUCAUGAUAUUAUCUCGCGCCGUAAGAGACAAUCGUGGUGGUUCGGAGUAGGAUGGCCCUGGGAUAGUCUUCGAAACUGUGCGAGAAUUGUCCAGCGUGAAGCGAAAGAGGCGAAAGCCUUACGCGAAGGCACGUACCAGGAGCCCACGGCCCCAGCCUACGACGAACGCGAAUUACAAGGUACGGGUUUGACCCACUUCAUGUUCUCGGACGCCACCUUCGCGGCUAGAGGGACAGGCGAGGUUCGGACACCCGACUUAGACGAUGACGGCACCGAGCAGAAACCACCGGCUACGGCGACGUCUACGAGCGAGGCUGUUUCUGUCCCCGCGGCGGACGAGCGUUCCACGUCUUCCACGACCAAGGGGGAGCGCUCCAGCCAGUCUACGAAACAGUCGAUGAUCCUUCCGAAGCAUUCCUCAGUUCCCCGACGUGCUACUCGUUCGCUGUCGUCAAUCCCACGGACGGUGCCAGUAACCGCGUCGACUUCGAGCUCUAUCGCCAGGGCUCGGCGCUCGGCUUCCGUAGCUCAGCGUUCCGAGGCUCGUCGUUCUUCGCUAGUAGGCCAGAAGCGCUCCCGUAGUCCGACGCCAGAGUUAUCGCCGCCUGCUAAACGCACGCGUUCAAAAGGACGGACUGCCGGGGACGGGGAAGUGCCGAAGUCGAAGAAGUAG
This is a messenger RNA of Phytophthora nicotianae INRA-310, 1392 nucleotides long. RefSeq lists its product as hypothetical. The record is from RefSeq and is a predicted model, not a curated record. NCBI's taxonomy places the organism in Eukaryota, Oomycota, Peronosporomycetes, Peronosporales, Peronosporaceae. The transcript has 2 exons. Bases 1 to 1392 code for a protein of 463 amino acids.